AUGGAGACGAGGAGCAGAUUCCGAGUCUUGGUUCUCAGCAAGACGGCAGGGUACAGACACGAAUCAAUUCCCGCCGGGAUCGAGGGCAUCAAGAAAGUCGGCGCAUCCGGGAAGUUCACCGUCGACGCCUCGGAAGACUCGACGCUGAUCAGCGUCGACCACCUACGGCGAUAUGCGGUGGUAGUGUUCCUGCAAACCAGCGGCGACUUUUUGAAUCAAGAGCAACUCGGCGCACUAAAGACCUACAUGAAGAACGGCGGCGGGUUCGUCGGCAUACACUGCGCCGCCUCGGCCAUGUUCACGGAACCAUGGUACGGCGAGCUUAUCGGCGCCAUCUUCACCGACCACCCCGAGCCGCAGAAGGUCGUGGUCCGCGUCGAGAAGGGGAACCAUUGCAUCGUGGCUGGGCACCCGGAGGAGUUCGCCUGGCUUGACGAGUGGUACAACUUCAGGGCGAACCCGUCGCGCGACAAGGUGACGGUCUUGCUGUCGAUUGAUGAGAAGGGCUACGAGGGCGGGAAGAUGGGUGAUGACCACCCACUGGCCUGGUGUCAGGAGAUUGAUGGUGGGCGAAGCUUCUACACCGCCCUGGGCCACUUUUCUGAGGCGUAUGAAGAUGACAAGUUCAUGAACCACGUACUCAAUGGCAUUCUGUGGGCAGCGGGUAUGGUCUAG
This is a messenger RNA of Anthostomella pinea, 675 nucleotides long. The record is from the annotation of a GenBank genome assembly. NCBI's taxonomy places the organism in Eukaryota, Fungi, Ascomycota, Sordariomycetes, Xylariales, Xylariaceae.